Molecule: messenger RNA, 1425 nt
Organism: Vigna angularis (adzuki bean)
Lineage: Eukaryota; Viridiplantae; Streptophyta; Magnoliopsida; Fabales; Fabaceae
Exons: 8
Coding region: 33-1154 (373 amino acids)
Molecular function (GO): S-adenosylmethionine-dependent methyltransferase activity
Source: RefSeq, a predicted model, not a curated record
GGUGACAGUUGCACACACAACUUAGAAGCGACAUGGCUCUCUCUUUGCCACUUCAGAACCUCUCCGCAGUCAUCUCCGCCACCGGUAAUGCCACAACGGCAGCAUCUCGGCCUCCGAAGGGGCGGCGCUGGGAGGUUCACUCGGUGGCGUCCAAUACAAGCGCCGCCGGCCCGCUGCAGUUCGGCGAGUACGAAGAAGGGAAGCUUGAGCGACCAAAGUGGACUGGGGAGACCCCUCUUUCUCGGCUGGUCAAAGCUAUCAUCUCCUUCAAGCCUUUGUACUUUGUUCUCAAGCUUGGUGCUAGAAGGGUUUUGAUAAGUACAGCUGAGAAGAACAACAUACCUUGGACGAAGAUGGCGAAAGAGAUUUUAGAGUCAGAAGUGUAUAGGGAGAUGGACAUCAUUCAAAACCAGUCUUUAGUGUACCCUGAUUAUUAUUUGAAUCCAUUCCAUGCAUACGAGGAGGGCAAUCUUACAUGGCUGGCCGCAGCAGAAGCAGAGGCUGCUACAAUGUCAAUGGUUAGACGAGUAGUUCCAAAUGCUUCCUCAUUGGAGGAAGCAAAUCAGGUACUGCGCGGGAAUUGGCUUCUUGCAAUUGAACAACACCAUAUACAGUAUUCAGAAUCAUCUGUGAUUAAUGACAUUCUAGAUAUUGGAUGCUCUGUCGGUGUAAGCACAAAAUAUCUUGCAGACAAGUUCCCCACAGCCAAUGUCACAGGGCUAGAUCUGUCACCGUAUUUUCUAGCUGUGGCUCAGCAUAAAGAAAAGACUGCAAUGCCCAGGAAAACUCCUCUAAGAUGGAUACAUGCAAAUGGGGAAGACACGGGCUUGCCUUCUAAAUCAUUCGACCUUGUUUCUCUUGCCUUUGUGCUUCAUGAAUGUCCUACAAGAGCUAUAGUCAAUAUAGUGAGGGAAGCUUUUCGUCUCCUUCGGCCUGGAGGCACACUAGCUUUGACAGAUUUGUCGCUGAAGUCAAAGGUUCUUCAGGAAUUGUCUCCUGUCCUGUUUACACUGCUCAAGAGCACAGAGCCUUUCCUGGACGAGUAUGUCUUGACUGAUAUGGAAGAAACACUGAGGAAAGCUGGUUUUGUGAACAUAACAUCAAUUCUUACAGACCCCAAACACGUCACAGUUACAGCAACGGUGCCUCAAUGAAACAUCACAUCUUGAAAUUCUUUUUAUUUUCAUUUUGCUUGGUACACAAACAUCUUCUUGGGUUUGGCAUCAAGCACGUUAGCACUUGGUAGACGUAUUUCCAAAUUAAUAGUGUGGUCCAAAAUUUUUUAGUUAUGUAUCAAUGUGCCACGGUCUGUUGUUAUUAUCAUUUGGUUUUGUAUAGUAUCCCAAGAUCUGGUGCAACAUAAAUUCCUUUCAACAUAAGCAUGAAUAUCCAUUACCAAAGAUGUACUAUUGUCCUUUUCUUGAA